GGGUGCCAAACCAGUGGCUGUAAAAAUUCUUAAGAAUGAGAGUAAUGAUCCAGCCAUAAAGGAUGAAUUACUGAGGGAAGCAAAUGUAAUGCAGCAACUGGAUAACCCAUAUAUAGUCCGAAUGAUAGGCAUAUGUGAAGCUGAAGCCUGGAUGUUGGUAAUGGAAAUGGCUGAGCUUGGGCCAUUGAACAAAUUUUUGCAAAAAAAUAGACAUGUCACAGAGAAGAAUAUAACAGAGCUGGUACAUCAAGUUUCCAUGGGGAUGAAAUACCUGGAGGAGAAUAACUUUGUUCAUAGGGAUCUGGCUGCAAGGAAUGUGCUAUUAGUCACCCAACAUUAUGCCAAAAUUAGUGACUUCGGACUUUCUAAAGCUCUUAGUGCUGAUGAAAGUUAUUAUAAGGCACAAAGUCAUGGAAAAUGGCCAGUCAAGUGGUAUGCUCCAGAAUGCAUGAAUUUCUACAAGUUUUCUAGCAAAAGUGAUGUCUGGAGCUUUGGGGUGUUAAUGUGGGAAGCUUUCUCUUACGGUCAAAAACCAUAUAAGGGAAUGAAAGGUGGCGAAGUUGCACAAAUGAUUGAAAGAGGAGAACGAAUGGAACGUCCUGAAGUCUGUCCAACAGAAGUCUAUGAUCUAAUGAAAUUGUGUUGGACAUACAAUGUGGAUGACCGACCAGGAUUUGUUGCGGUUGAGCUGAGAUUGCGUAACUACUAUUAUGACAUAUCCCACUAG
Apaloderma vittatum (bar-tailed trogon) is the source of this 727-nucleotide messenger RNA. RefSeq names its product tyrosine-protein kinase SYK. The record is from RefSeq and is a predicted model, not a curated record. Gene Ontology annotation, cellular component: extrinsic component of cytoplasmic side of plasma membrane. The transcript has 5 exons. Gene Ontology annotation, biological process: cell surface receptor protein tyrosine kinase signaling pathway; positive regulation of cell adhesion mediated by integrin; neutrophil activation involved in immune response. The annotation marks the transcript as partial. NCBI's taxonomy places the organism in Eukaryota, Metazoa, Chordata, Aves, Trogoniformes, Trogonidae. Gene Ontology annotation, molecular function: non-membrane spanning protein tyrosine kinase activity; signaling receptor binding; ATP binding.